AUGGAUGGAAAUCGGCGGUAUGCACGGGAGGUGAAUUUACCAAUUGGCAUUGCCUACGUUGAAGGUUUUAACGUAAUGCAGCGUGUCCUGCGGUGGCUCUACCUCCUUGGAGUGUCCGAAGUAACCGUUUUUGCCUUCAGUAUGGAUAACUUUAGACGAUCACAAUCUGAAAUUUCAAUCCUCAAAUCAGUCACGUUGAAUUCUUUCAAACAUAUGGCGCACUAUGCGAAUGUCUACAAGGAGGCCAAUGUUCGCUUCCAGGUCAUUGGACGGUACAAGAUGUUUCCGGAAGAAGUUAAAGAAAUUGUUCGUGUUGCAGAAACAGAAACUAAAGAUUUAAAUGGAAUGAUUUUUAAUUUUUUUGCCGCAUACUCAUCUCACGAUGAUAUUGUCGGUAGCAUAAAGGAUGUGUGCAAAAAGGUUGUGAACAAUGAGAUGCAUCCGCAUGAUGUGAAUGAGGAGGAAGUUGAGAGGAAUCUUCAGACAAAUCGAUGUAGUAAACCGGAUUUACUUAUAAGGACAUCCGGGGAAACAAGACUCAGCAAUUUUCUUCUCUGGGAGCUUCUGCUGUGA
This is a messenger RNA of Lutzomyia longipalpis, 573 nucleotides long. Its product is annotated as dehydrodolichyl diphosphate synthase complex subunit DHDDS-like. The coding region runs from base 1 to 573 and encodes 190 amino acids. The record is from RefSeq and is a predicted model, not a curated record. Gene Ontology annotation, cellular component: endoplasmic reticulum. Gene Ontology annotation, biological process: polyprenol biosynthetic process. The transcript has 2 exons. NCBI's taxonomy places the organism in Eukaryota, Metazoa, Arthropoda, Insecta, Diptera, Psychodidae.